Cynocephalus volans (Philippine flying lemur) is the source of this 4836-nucleotide messenger RNA. It is a transcript of the gene PPP1R3B, whose product is annotated as protein phosphatase 1 regulatory subunit 3B. Gene Ontology annotation, cellular component: protein phosphatase type 1 complex. The record is from RefSeq and is a predicted model, not a curated record. The transcript is spliced from 2 exons. The coding region runs from base 193 to 1089 and encodes 298 amino acids. Gene Ontology annotation, molecular function: protein phosphatase regulator activity; glycogen binding; protein phosphatase 1 binding. Gene Ontology annotation, biological process: regulation of glycogen catabolic process; regulation of glycogen biosynthetic process. Lineage: Eukaryota; Metazoa; Chordata; Mammalia; Dermoptera; Cynocephalidae.
GGAACCCGCAGUCGGCAGAGGUGGCCGCCAAGUUAAAGGGGGCAGCGCGGCGGCGGGGAGCCCGAGUCCCGGGGACUGGCCGGAGGGAGGGCGCGGAUCUGAGCCCCGGCCCCCGCCCCUGCCGUCGCGGCCGCUGUCCCUGUCACUCCGCGCGGAUGCAGCCGCGGGCUGGCGCGGCUGCCCUGGGGACUUAUGAGCUGUACCCGGGUUCUAGCCUACCCAUCUAGCCCAGCGAUGGCCGUGGACAUAGAGUACGGGUACAACUGCAUGGCCCCUUCCUUGCGCCGGGAGCGGUUCGCCUUCAAGCUUUCCCCGCAGCCCAGCAAACCUCUGCGGCCUUGCAUCCAGCUGAGCGGCAAGAGCGAAGCUGGUGGCAUGGUGGCCCCGGCUGUCCAGGAGAAAAAGGUGAAAAAGCGGGUGUCCUUUGCAGACAACCAAGGGCUGGCCCUGACAAUGGUCAAGGUGUUCUCCGAAUUUGAUGACCCGUUAGAUAUUCCGUUUAACAUCACCGAGCUCCUAGACAACAUCGUGAGCUUGACGACAGCAGAGAGCGAGAGCUUCGUCUUGGAUUUUGCACAGCCUUCUGCAGAUUACUUAGACUUUAGAAACCGACUUCAGGCCGACCACGUCUGCCUCGAAAACUGCGUGCUGAAGGACAGAGCUCUUGCAGGCACAGUCAAGGUGCAGAACAUUGCAUUUGAGAAGACGGUGAAAAUCAGAAUGACAUUUGACACCUGGAAAAGCUUCUCAGACUUUCCGUGUCAGUAUGUGAAGGACACUUACGCUGGCUCAGACAGGGACACGUUCUCCUUUGACAUUAGCUUACCCGAGAAAAUUCAGUCUUACGAAAGAAUGGAGUUUGCUGUGUGCUACGAGUGCAAUGGACGGACGUACUGGGACAGCAACAAAGGCAAAAACUAUAAGAUCAUCCGGGCUGAACUGAAAUCCACGCAGGGGGCCACGGAGCCACCCAACGGGCAGGAUUUGGGAAUAUCCUUUGACCAGUUUGGAAGCCCUCGCUGUUCCUAUGGUCUGUAUCCGGAGUGGCCCAGUUACUUAGGAUACGAAAAGCUGGGGCCCUACUAUUAGUGACUGCAGGUGACGGAGCAAGCCUGGGCUGCUGGCAGACAAGCCUGGCUCCGGUCUCAGUGCAGUGGAGAUGGAAGCCCAGGGAGGAGCAAAGUUGAACUGCCAUUAGGCACAGUUUUUGAAAAGAAAGGAUCCUAGUCACUUUCUUCUUAAACCAGCAAAUCCAGCCCGGUUUAGAUCACAGAACCGGUUUCAUACCCAGAGGAGAGGUGGCAUGCUGGUGAUCCAUCAGGCACCGGUGGCAGCCACAAGGCUUUGCGAAGGAUGGUGCUGGAAAGGGUUUGGAUAGGACCCAAGCCUGAGGGCAGUGCUGGCGAGGCCAGAGGAGCCCCGCCUCUCUCCACUCGGAUGUGGAAAGGCAGUCACCCGAGCAUUGAGCAUCGCUCAGUCCCCAGCCACCUCCCACCGUGCAUGCUCGUCUUUGGGUGUUCCUCACCAGCCAGGCCUUUCCUGCUUGUUGCUGCUGUUCCAAGUCUGCACAUACUUCACAGCUUGUCUCUGUGCCGUGAUCCAUUGUCCCGACAUUGCCCAUUUCUAAUGCAGCUGCAGAAGAGAGGUGGAAUCUGCUCCUUAUUUUGCAAAUUCAUUUUUUGCAUUUCUUCCACAGUUCAUCCAACAUUCAGGAAAAGAUAAUAAAGGCAAGUUAGCUUGUAAUGGAGACAGGCACUUCCUCUCCCCUCUUCCUGACCCCACACACAUUUCCAGCAGAGGGAAACACAGCAAUUAUCGAAAGUCACUGGCUCCUGUUUGGUGUCACAGAUUUUAGGCAGGACAAUCAUGAGUGGGACAUGUUUAGCUUUUCCUCUUGGCUUUUAGGAGAACUUUCUAAGUAUUCACUUUUACCCUGAGUCACUAGAAGGCUCUAUUACAAGGUUUGUUUUAACUUGCUUGACUGGUUUGCAAGUAUCUCAUUCUUUACAAAAGAACUUUAGAUCUCCUUUCCUGGACAAUCACCUUUUAUGCUGUGUUUAGGACAUUUGAUUUACAAAUCCGCUGUAUCCUCAAAGCCUUCAGAAGAUGUUUGGUUUUAUUUCGACUGCAAUUUAACAAUAUCCAGGACACUUUACAAGCACCCAAGGACAUUGAUUUGGGUGUUCUUAUUUAUGGUGUGAGUACAUAAAGGGAUAGGGGAUAAAAACCUCACCAAGUUCUCAAAUGUUAUUUUAAAUGUUUGCCAACUCUGAAACAUGAGAUUAAUUGCUCUUAAGCAUAUUGGGCUAAACUCUGUUGGUUAGUGCUGUUGUAAAAAAAAAAAAAAAAAAACUCCCAGGACAUUUAUUGUCAGAUGGAUCCCCAAAACCUGUGAUUUUUCUUGGGCAAGUUGGUUUUUACUUAGGGGUGUUUUAAAGAUAUUUUUACAUAUAUAUAUUUGUAGAAAGUUGGGUUUUGUUUUUUUUUUCUGUUUUGUUGUUGUUGUUGUUUGUUUGCUUGUUUUUGGAGUUUGGUUAAGUGACUUUUUAAUUUUCUUUUUUGCCUGAUUAGAAAAGACCCCCUUAUAUCUGUGGCUUUGUACAUCAGUAUAAGGCAGAUACUGAGUGCAAGGCUCCUAGGGAUUUAUAGUUGGGGGUUAUUUUGUUUUUUUCAUUUUUGAACUUUAAAAUGUUUGAUAUAAUUCUUGUUCCUAAAUCUGGCUGUUACUAGUCUGCAAUCUAGUGCUUUGUGUUUCGUGCCUCUUCUGGGUAGGUAGCACUCUGGGACUAUAUCAUGUAAUUUACGGGGAAAUCACAUUUUUAUUUUAUGCUGAAAUUGGGCAGAACUGUGUUUUAGCUAAGCUUAUCAGGUAUGCAGAUGGUACUUUAAAUGUUACAAAUUUGGUGAUCAGAACUAUUAAUAGCAUAAGUCUAAAUCAAAUGGAAGCAAAAAUGAUUUCAUGUAGGUCAUGGAUUUUAUUUUGUGUUAAGAAGUGCCCCCCUCCAGUGUGGGAAAGGAACAAGACACACUGUCAUUUACAAGUUUCCAGACCAAGGAUCAUUGUGUGUUCGUAAGAAAAAGGCCUCAAGUGACUCUAGAAUAAACUCUGUUUGGUUUUGUGUCAUAAUGAUCCUAAGACAUUCCCAUGUCAAAAUUUGAAAAAUGGUAAUUCAGUGAUAAGAAUCUCUUCUAAAACAGCCAUCAAACCCUCCUCCCUAGCCUUCUUUCUCCCAGCUCAUCCCAGCUUUUUUGCUGGGGGCACUGGUUGCCAGCCCCAGCCAGCACACCUGGGAUGCUCACCCCACCUUGCAGUCCAGAAGGCAAGUCCUCACCUGCUUGCAGAGAUCCUUCUUCCCCAAUGAAAGAGUCUGCUUGCCCGACUUCCUUCAUCGGGCUGUCACUCAGAGGUAGGAGCAUCUGAAGAACACUGUCUCCUGUUGACCACUCCCUCCCACCCCCCAGCACAGUCUUUCUCCUUCUGACCUAGUGUGUCCCGUGACAUUCUCAGAUGACCUCAGGCACUGCAUCAAUGGACUUGCCCCUUAUGUCUUAGUUCGCCAUCGUAGAUGGACCUACACAUUUCAGAGGGUAACAGGUUUCCUAGUUGGAGACUUCACUGAGGCCUGACUUGUAGGUUUGCCAUCUUGGUUAUGGUAACGACUGGCUCCCAGUCUCAUUGUCUUUCCCAAGUUACCCCAGAAGGACCAGCCGCCUGUUACUGGUUCGGUUGUCCAGGAAUGGAGAAGCAAAUCCAUUUCUGUCUCAUAUUUAUUCCCCAAAAUGCCUGGGGAGCAUUUGCAAAUUAGGUGCAAUAAAUAAGCUGGACUAUAUAAAGAUCUACAGUAAAUAAGCUUUUAAUAUUUCUUGGAAGAAACCCAUUUGAGUGGGUUUCUUCUUAAAAAAAAAAAAACAACUAUUCUUGUUUUAGGGGAGCUGGUGAGAAAUAAUGGAGUUAUGCAGUUCUCUAAAAAUUAAAAGUUUCAGAGUCAAGGUAGAAUUGAUUUUGUCUCUAAAACUUAAUUUUAAUGGUGGUAAAACAUUAUAUGUUUUUUUUAAAUGUAAAUUUUGAACUAUUAGGAAAAUGCUUUGUGGUUUUUGAUCUUUGCACAUCAUCUGCUUUUUAAAAACCAGCAUUGCUUGUAGUCACCUGGACAUUAAAUGGGUUGUAUACGCUUCUAAACCGAAAAGUGUUUGCUCAUUUUUUAGAAGUGCCCAUAUUCUGGGUCUUCCUCUCAAUGGAUAGGAAAUGAAAGUUUUGAUUGUCUUUCAUUCGUUUCCUCUUUUAAAAAUCUUCAAUUGGAUAUAGGCCUGGAGGCUCUUUGCUCUGGGAAAGUCCUGAUCUAAUUGUUUCUCCUGCCAUGAUGGCUGAAAUUGCAGAUAAGAAGUUACACGUGUGAUGGAAUCAGAGGACAAUCUGGCAGUAUCUCAAUUUCCUGAAAUGCAACAACACAUCUAGGACUGGGGAGGACAGUUGCCGUGGCAGGCAGUUUUUCCUCGCCGUGGUUGGCAAGCUGUGCAGCCCACAUCGCAUGACUGGUUUUCCAGUUUGGGUGAUCAGUACCCAGAGACUGCUGGACCUGAGGACUUCAAGAUCACAGCUGGGAUGGUGUUUCACUUUUACGUCAAUGUGAAUGUAGUACUAAGGACUCAACUGUAUGCCAAAACGUGCCUUGUCAAGAAAUUUCUGUGUGUUCUAAAAAAUAAAUAUUUUUGUACACAAAGUUAUAGGGGAAAUGCACUUUAAAAUCACAAGAAUGGAUGUUUGUUGUGUGGUAGAAAAGAGUGGUUUGUUUGUAUCUCAAAAGCAAAAAUGUAAUAAAGGUAUUGAAAACAAAA